CAGAGGCUACAGGUGCGGAGGAGCCCGCAUUGAGGAAGCAUCUCUCUAUCUAUAAGUAAUCGAAGUGUCGGCUUCCCGGUUUCUCUGUUUUCUCGCAAUCUUGGAGCUCCCUUUCCAUUCUCUCUUGUAGGAGCUAUUUGUAUCUAUCCCCUCGGUUGAUGGCAUCCCAAGCUAGCCUUCUCCUUCAAAAGCAGCUAAAAGAUCUUUGCAGAAACCCCGUCGACGGGUUCUCCGCCGGUUUAGUAGAUGAAAACAACAUAUUCGAAUGGAGUGUCACGAUAAUUGGACCUCCCGAUACUCUUUAUGAGGGGGGGUUCUUCAAUGCUAUAAUGAGUUUUCCAUCAAAUUACCCAAACAGCCCACCAACAGUGAAAUUCACUUCAGAGAUAUGGCAUCCAAAUGUAUAUCCUGAUGGUCGGGUUUGCAUAUCAAUCCUUCAUCCUCCUGGUGAGGAUCCAAAUGGAUACGAACUUGCAAGUGAGCGCUGGACACCUGUUCAUACGGUUCAUUUGCUAUUUCCUAACUUUGCUGGAUACUGUGGAAAUGGUAGAGAGUAUAGUUUUGAGUAUCAUUUCUAUGCUUUCUAGUCCUAAUGAUGAAUCUCCAGCAAACGUCGAAGCUGCUAAGGAGUGGAGAGACAGGAGAGACGAUUUCAAGAAGAAGGUUAGUCGCUGUGUGAGGAAAUCACAAGAAAUGUUGUGAUUCAUUACUGGCGCCUGAUCCUGCUUAUUGUGAGCCGGAGAAAGCUUAAUGUGUAAUGGAUUGGUUCACCCGUUACCGCGGUUGAUCCGUGUAGAAUGCCAAUGCAAGUUGUCAACAUGCAUCUUUCUUCAGUUCCGUUUUCUUUAUUCUCUACACGGCCACUUGUCAUGACUUGGAAAAAAACAAAUGUAUUAAAAGUGUUUUGGGUGGUGUUUGGGGUGACUAGUUUAUUGGAAGAUUACUUUGUUCAUUUCCAUAACCUUAUUCUUAAACAGAGUUUAGGUGGCACCAAGUUUUGUCUUUUUGCUGGACGUUGUUAUUCUGUGACUUGCCAUCAUUGUCCCCUUUGUGUUCCAUCUCAAACUGUGGUAUGUUGAUAAGGAAAAAAAGCUGUAUAUUUUCCUUUCUUGUA
Messenger RNA from Neltuma alba, 1114 nucleotides. Its product is annotated as ubiquitin-conjugating enzyme E2 7-like. The record is from RefSeq and is a predicted model, not a curated record. The transcript is spliced from 7 exons. NCBI's taxonomy places the organism in Eukaryota, Viridiplantae, Streptophyta, Magnoliopsida, Fabales, Fabaceae. Bases 159 to 587 code for a protein of 142 amino acids.